Molecule: messenger RNA, 606 nt
Organism: Plasmodium gonderi
Lineage: Eukaryota; Apicomplexa; Aconoidasida; Haemosporida; Plasmodiidae
Product: ras-related protein Rab-18
Exons: 4
Coding region: 1-606 (201 amino acids)
Molecular function (GO): GTP binding; GTPase activity
Source: RefSeq, a predicted model, not a curated record
AUGAAAAAUAAAAAUAAAUAUGAUUACUUAUUAAAGUUGCUGCUAGUUGGAGAUUCCAGCGUAGGGAAAAGUAGCAUUUUGUGCAGAUACUCUGAUAAUCAGUUUGAAGAGAAGGUCUUGUCCACCAUAGGUAUUGACUUCAAAGUGAAGUAUCUCAAAAUUGAUAACAAAACCAUCAAGGUUGGUAUUUGGGACACAGCAGGGCAGGAAAGAUUUCGGACACUCACAUCUGCUUAUUAUAGAAAUGCACACGCAAUUAUUCUUGUUUACGAUUGCACUGUAAGGGAAUCGUUUGAAAACCUAGACGUUUGGAUUCAUGAAAUUGAUAAAUAUUCGACUAAUAAGAAUGCAAUAAAAAUGCUAGUGGCGAAUAAAAUAGAUAAAGCAAAUCAUGAAGUAACAAAAGAUGAAGGGAAAAAUUUUGCUUUUGAAAAUAACAUGCUCUUUUGUGAAACAAGUGCAAAGAAUGAUAUAAAUAUAACUUAUUGUUUUGAGGAGCUAAUUCAGCAGAUAUUGAACAACCCAUCUUUACUGGAAUUAAGCAUAGUCACCAAAAAUUUGAAGUUAAGUAAAAAAGAAGAAAACAGGGCCAACUGCGUUUGUUAA